GCUAAUGUUUUGAUACGUUCUAAGGAUCUCCAAAAAGCCUCAGAUCUUCUUUUAGGUGAAAUAGCUUCACAAUUGGAGAAACAAAUUGGAGUUGAUCUUGCAAUUAAUUCCGCGUUCAACGAAGCUUGUGCUAAUUACUUCAAGGCGGCCGAUGACCCUCGCCAGUUCUAUGAAAGCACCCUUCUCUACUUGGCGUAUACAUCUUUGAACUCGAUUCCUCUUCAACGGCAACAGCUCAUCGCUUACGAUCUUGCAGUUGCUGGUUUGAUUGCUGAUGGAAUGUUUGAUUUUGGGACUUUGAUCUCCGCGCCGAUUUUGACAACUUUAGAUCCCUCACAGAAGUGGGUUGUUGAUUUUAUUGAAGCUGCGUCUGAAGGCUCGCUCCCUAUGUUUGAAUCGGCAAUGAAGCAAUACCCGCAGCAGGCGAAUGUAAGCGCAUUGCGUGGCACAUAUUCCAUGAUUUUCUCAGGAUGCAUUCGGCGCUAG
Messenger RNA from Condylostylus longicornis, 486 nucleotides. Its product is annotated as 26S proteasome non-ATPase regulatory subunit 13-like. Gene Ontology annotation, molecular function: structural molecule activity. The record is from RefSeq and is a predicted model, not a curated record. Lineage: Eukaryota; Metazoa; Arthropoda; Insecta; Diptera; Dolichopodidae. The annotation marks the transcript as partial. Gene Ontology annotation, biological process: ubiquitin-dependent protein catabolic process. The transcript has 3 exons. Gene Ontology annotation, cellular component: cytosol; nucleus; proteasome regulatory particle, lid subcomplex.